Astrephomene gubernaculifera is the source of this 1285-nucleotide messenger RNA. The record is from the annotation of a GenBank genome assembly. Lineage: Eukaryota; Viridiplantae; Chlorophyta; Chlorophyceae; Chlamydomonadales; Astrephomenaceae.
CAUAAAACUAAACUGCAAUAUAUUUCCUGAUCGUUUGACCAGAGAGACUUACCGCACUAGCUCGAACAGAAACCAGUUCUUCGCCAAGAACCAACCCCGCUUCUGCGCUGACGAGCCCGCUAUUUCGCUAAUCAAUAUUGCUGUGUUGGCUAGCGUCUAUAUUUCGUUGCUUUCUAAGGAUUUGGGAGACAGCUUGCCGAGGAGGCUAAACUGCAAGGCUGCACAUAAGGAGCUUUGUGUAGAGCCCAAGCCAAAACAUGGGAAAGGAUUACUAUGCAAUCCUUGGUGUAUCUAAAACGGCGGAUGAAAAUGAGCUUAAAAAAGCAUAUAGAAAGCUUGCAAUGAAAUGGCACCCGGAUAAGAACCCGGACAACAAGGAGCAAGCCGCCGCAAAGUUUAAGGAGGUUUCUGAAGCCUAUGAGGUCCUCACCGACCCCCAGAAGCGCGAGGUGUACGACAGAUACGGCGAGGAGGGCCUAAAGCAGGGCAUGGGUGGCGGCGGCGGGCCUGGCGGAGGCGCGGGCUUCCACUUCCGGAGACCCGAGGACAUCUUUGCAGAGUUGUUCGGCGGGCGGAGUCCAUUUGGUAUGGAUGAAGACGACAUGUUUGGAGGGGGCGGCGGCUUUGGAGGCGGCUUCCCGUUUGGAGGCUUUGGCGGCAUGAACGGCUUCCCGGGCAUGGGCGGUAUGGGAGGCGGCAUGGGCGGAGGGCGACGACCCACGGGGCCGGUAAAAGCGAAACCCAUUGAGCACAAGUUGAUGUUCUCUUUAGAGGAGCUGUACACCGGCACCAACAAGAAGAUGAAGAUCAACCGGCGUGUGAAGGGGCAGCCGAUGGAGGAGAUCCUGGAGAUCGCAGUGAAGCCGGGCUGGAAGAAGGGCACACGCAUCACCUUCCAGGAAAAGGGUGACGAGGAGCCGGGUGUCAUCCCCGCGGACAUUGUGUUUGUGUUGGACGAGAAGCCGCACGCUCGCUUCCGGCGCGAGGGCUCCGACCUGCACUUCACAGCCACCCUGCCGCUGGCGGAUGCACUGUGCGGCACCACGGUAAAGAUCCCGCACCUGGACGGCACCACCCUGGACCUAACCAUCAGCAACGUCAUCCGACCCGGGGACGUCAAGAUCAUGCGCGGCAAGGGCAUGCCGGUCACCAAGGAGCCCGGCAGCUUCGGAAACCUGGUGGUCCACUUCGAGGUGCGCUUCCCGCGGGACCUGUCGGACGCGGCGAAGCAGCAGCUCAGAGGCGUGCUGCCAGCAAACUGAGGCAUGGAGGCGGGGGGGGAGAA